AUGAAAGUCCUCUUCCUCGGCGCGUCAGGCUCCAUCGGCAGCGAAGCCCUCCGCCAAUGUCUCUCCCAUCCUAAAAUCACAUCCGUAGUCGCAUUCGUGCGUCGCGCCCUCCCAUCAGAUCAUCCGAAACUCCAAACCGUCAUGAUAAAAGACUUUUUGAAAUGGUCUGACGAUAUUCUUCUACCGCAUGUUGAUGCUGCUGCUAUGAUUUGUGCCAUGGGGUCGUAUAGAGGAAAUGUGAAUGUCGAUAUGGAAUACCCCCUCGCUUUCCAAACUGCCUUUGCGACUCUUCUCGAGAAACAACCUAAAAGACAACCAUUUCGGUUCAUUCAUCUCAGUGGGAAGUGGGUUGUUCAGGAACAAGAUGCAAAGUUAUGGGUGAAUGAAUACCCUCGCAAACUCAAAGGCUUGUAUGAGAUUCGCUCACUAGACGUUGCGAAAGAGCAUGCAGAUGUUUGGAAGGCUUGGAUGUUAAGGCCUGGAGGCGUGAUUACCCAGAGGAUGAGAGUCCCUGGAUAUUUGGCCCAGGUGUUGCUAGGUGAUGAUUAUGUUAUCAAGAAUGAAGAGUUGGCUAUGGGGAGCUGCAACAUUCUUACAUGGCUUGAUAACAUCCCAUUUCAUCGCCCUAGCACUAGCGAGCCUAAAGCCAAGCGACUUAAGACAAGCCACGAACCCUCGCGUGGGCGGCUGCCAACGCCGCCUCACGAUACGAUGUCAUCGCCUAACAAACGGCCACGGUCUGUGUCGGACGACGGCAGCGAUGGCCUUUCCCAAUCCUUCGUCGAAGAUGAUGUGACGCCCAAGGCCCCUAAGAGGCGCGGUAGGCUCUAUCACGACAUAAGCUCUGCCUCGGAUGUUUCGUCAAGAUCAGGGCGCUCCUCAACCUCCAAAGCCUCCUCGCCUUCGAAGCAACAACGUGACGCGGCUGGGGAAGACACGGGUUAUCGGGUAGUUAGCAUCGAGCGCUAUGAGGAUUGGCAACCUGAGUCUCUCAAGGAAGUGCGUAAGGUCCUUGAGGACAUCGACCGCGGCAAUAGGAUUGUUCCUGCUAGCCGUAAGGAUGAGUUUCAAAGAACGAGAUUUCCAGAAAUGUCUUUCUUCGAUGCGGCAUCCGAGAGCAACCUCCCAUCUGGUGUAGACUGGCGAUGGCCGGGCAUGUCAUGGGUUGAUAGGAUUUUUGAUCGCGCUGCGGAUUACUUGGAAGAGAAUGAAGCAGAAGCGGGCUGGAACGCUGAUAUCCAUGCUCCAAUUCUAUCUUGGGUCUUCCGUAACGAGGAACUUGAACCUCAAUUCCUAGAUUACAUGUACUGCACCUCGACGCAAAUCUCAAGCAUGUAUAAGCCCAACAAAUCCAAAUCUAAACUAGUCGACUACUGUAUCUACAUGCAGCCCGGACGAGAGUCAGCUGAGCAGGCAGCUAUCGACAAGAUACGAUAUCGCGAUCGGCCCUCAAAAAGCAUCAACCACGUCGAUUCCGGUUUGUUGAAUAAGCAUCCGAUCGCAAUGUCAGUGGAGACAAAGAGGGAGGGCGAGGACUACACGAGCGCCAUCAAUCAGAUGGCGACAUGGCACUCUGCACAGCUGCGUAGCCUAUGCUACACGCCCCAAGGCCCAACGCGAGAGUUGUCGCACAUCGAGUUCCUACCUGGUAUUAUAGUGCAAGGCCAUGAUUGGAAUUUCGUCGCUACGAUACAGCGCGAUGGUAAGGCUGUCACGUUUCACAGGCUUCCUAUCGGGACUACGCGCACUCGCCAGGGAAUCUUUAAAAUUCUUCUUGCGUUGCAGUAUUUAGAGUAUUGGAUACGAACUAGAUAUUGGUUGGCGUUUAGAGCGGAUAUUCUUGGAAUGGGUGCUACAGCGGUUUCUUGA
Molecule: messenger RNA, 1869 nt
Organism: Fusarium subglutinans
Lineage: Eukaryota; Fungi; Ascomycota; Sordariomycetes; Hypocreales; Nectriaceae
Exons: 6
Coding region: 1-1869 (622 amino acids)
Source: RefSeq, a predicted model, not a curated record